CACUCUCCCUUCUCGCUCCAUAACCCAACGAUCAGCGCCUCAUCUCCUUUCUCUGUUACCAAGCAAACACAAACACUAAUCUCCUUAGCGUCUCUGGUUUCCUCCGUAGAGUAGAGAAAGAAAGAAUGAGUUCCUCAGCUGGUGGUGGAAAGGGCGGGAGGGGGAAGCCCAAGGCCUCGAAAUCGGUAUCUAGGUCUCAGAAGGCCGGCCUCCAGUUCCCUGUGGGAAGGAUCGCUAGGUUUUUAAAGGCUGGCAAAUAUGCGGAGAGGGUUGGUGCUGGUGCUCCUGUCUAUCUUGCUGCUGUACUGGAAUACUUGGCUGCUGAGGUGUUGGAGCUUGCUGGGAAUGCAGCGAGGGACAACAAGAAGAAUAGGAUAGUUCCGCGGCACAUUCAGUUGGCGGUGAGGAAUGAUGAGGAGCUCAGCAAGUUGCUCGGCACUGUCACCAUUGCAAAUGGAGGAGUGUUGCCUAACAUCCAUCAGAUGCUGUUGCCAAAGAAGGCUGGGAAGGAGAAGGGUGGCCCUGGCUCUGCUUCUCAGGAGUUCUGAAGUUCUGUUUUUUUUUUUUUGGCAAAAUGUGAGGGGGUUUUGGACAUCAUCGUUCCCCCUAUCAUGGAUCACUUAAAGCUCUGUAUUUUUUUCCCCUUCUCUUUUGGACUUUUUAUGCGGCUUUUGCCCUUUGUUUUAUGUACAUCCAGAGCAUAAGAAUGAAUUGAAUGGAAUACAUUUCUGCCCCAUUCAGGUGUUGCGGAUUC
This is a messenger RNA of Amborella trichopoda, 754 nucleotides long. Its product is annotated as histone H2AX. The record is from RefSeq and is a predicted model, not a curated record. Gene Ontology annotation, molecular function: DNA binding; protein heterodimerization activity; structural constituent of chromatin. Lineage: Eukaryota; Viridiplantae; Streptophyta; Magnoliopsida; Amborellales; Amborellaceae. Gene Ontology annotation, cellular component: nucleosome.